This is a messenger RNA of Phaeodactylum tricornutum CCAP 1055/1, 794 nucleotides long. RefSeq lists its product with no specific name. Lineage: Eukaryota; Bacillariophyta; Bacillariophyceae; Surirellales; Neidiaceae. The transcript has a single exon. The record is from RefSeq and is a predicted model, not a curated record. The annotation marks the transcript as partial.
CAUCAGUAGCAGACCUUCCCACAUUGUGUACGAUGAAGCUUUGCGUGAAGUUUCUUGUUUUUCUGGGAACACUUCCAUGGGUUGCCUUUUCCUUCGUUCCAAUGCAAACCCGACUUGCUCCUGGACACCAUUCCGGGUUUUGCAAGAGGAUUGUACGAAGUGAGCUGUAUGCAAGCUCGAUGCCUCUUUCAAAUAGAUCACCUAUGCAAAAAAUGGCUUCGAGUGGACGAAGUUUUGCCUCCUCAGUGAAAAGCAAGAUUCAAAACAGUGAAGUCUCCUUUUGGAGAGCCGCAGCAUUGACAUUCUUCUCGACCUUGAUUACAUACCGCAGUGCCAUCGAUAUUCAACUGGUGCAUCUAUGGACAUUCUUGACCACUUCUCCCCACUUGGUAGCGCGCAUUUUUCGUACCGACAGCUAUGAGUGGGUCCUUGCGAUCACCUGCUUUAGUGUGUACAUCCAUUUUUUCGGCUACGGUGACCGUGCUGUGCGGAGGGCGGACCGUCAGGGCAGGAUCCAUCCGUGGAAAAAAUACCGUUUACAAGAUCGUUACGAAGCCGACAAACAUCGCCGUAUGAUGGAAAAGCGCGCUUUAAACGGCGUCGACGUGAGUAUAGAAGGUGUUCGACCCAAUUUAGAAACACAACAGUCCAAGUGGAAUUACGGAGCUUGGAUGUGCGAGUUUUGGGUAUAUGCUCUACCUUUGCUGACGUGGGAUAUUCUAUCACCUCGACGAUUCCGUCGCAUUGGGGCGUUUGCGGCGCCGACAACAAUGCAAAUCCUUGGAGGUGUCGCU